Molecule: messenger RNA, 1335 nt
Organism: Anoplopoma fimbria (sablefish)
Lineage: Eukaryota; Metazoa; Chordata; Actinopteri; Perciformes; Anoplopomatidae
Product: transmembrane protein 69-like
Exons: 3
Coding region: 157-939 (260 amino acids)
Source: RefSeq, a predicted model, not a curated record
UUCAGGACGCCUCUUGGCGAACACGGAAGAAAUAAGCCGCGGACCAACGUGUUUCGCCCUUUCCGUCCUAUGGUUUCUCCACUAGCUUGCUUGUUGACCCCGGGACAUUACUGCUAAAUAACGUUUGAAGUAUGAUGUUUUCCACCUGAGAUAGAGAUGAUGAUCUCUGGUGUAUUCAGAAAAAGCACCCUCUCAGCCCAGAAGGUAUGGCAUUGGGCAUGUCCUCCACAAAGAUGCUGGGCAUCAGCCCUGAGACCAAGGCAGCUGCUUUCAGAAAGGGACGACGAACGAGUAAGACCUCCUGCUGUCCUAAGUUUCAUGAGGACUGAGGUCUUCCAGAGGAACCAGAUUAGUGCGGCUCCAUUUUUAGUGAGGGAUCAACAUUUCCACUCCUCUGCUGUGAGGCUGAAAAAGCGACCUCAGCUUGAAGCUCCCAGAGAGUUGGAUCUGUUGCGCUAUGACAUGAAGGACUUGUGGAAAAGUCCCAAACCAGCGCUGUACCUUGGGUUUGCAGGACUGAUUCCCUUCAUCACCCCGACUCUGAUCAUGGCUGUGACUGAGAGCUACUUUCCAGAGUUGGCCUAUGCUCAGUUAGCUUACGGCGCCUCAAUCCUUUCCUUCCUGGGUGGAGCUCGCUGGGGAUUUGCUCUUCCUGAGAGCAGCCCGGCCAAACCUGACUGGAUAAAUCUGGCCAACAGUGUGGUUCCCUCCCUGUUAGCCUGGGUGUCCAUGCUGAUGAGCGACAGCAUUGUUCCUGCAGCCACCAUGGUUAUUAUGGGACUAGGAAUCUCGCUGCAUUAUGAUCUGUCUCUGCUGCCCACUUACCCCAGCUGGUUCAAAGCCCUUCGCGCCAUCCUGACAACCGUGGCAUUUUUUUCCCUCAUUGGUACACUUCUAAUUAAUGGAAUAUAUCCAGAAAAGAGGCUAUUUUCUGAUUAAAUAAUAUUUAUAAAAAAAUAAAGCCACAAUUGUUUUGUUUUUUUGGUCUGUCUGGUCAUGAUCUGUGUGGGGUUUUGAAGUUGUUUAUCUUAGAGAUCAUAGCCAAAACUGGCUUCUGUAAAAGCAGAACAGAAUAAGAAACAGGAAGCAGUAUAAUCCCCUUCUUAGAAGGCUACACAGCAUGUUGCUUCAUCAUGGCCUCAUUUUGUAGCCUCGGUAUAGAAGUUUUGUAUGUCAGUGGUCCAUCUUUCAAAUUAUUCUGGUGAAAUACUUUUUGGUCAGUGAUUUAAUGCAACCACCAGGAGUUGCCAGAAUCAGAAUAAUGAAUGCCACACUUCAGAAGAACUAAAAAAAUUGACCAAAAAUGGGUGAGUUCUUGCUCGAUGAAUAUCAAAU